Messenger RNA from Monodelphis domestica (gray short-tailed opossum), 3517 nucleotides. RefSeq names its product pleckstrin homology domain containing B1 (gene PLEKHB1). Gene Ontology annotation, biological process: regulation of cell differentiation. Gene Ontology annotation, cellular component: membrane. NCBI's taxonomy places the organism in Eukaryota, Metazoa, Chordata, Mammalia, Didelphimorphia, Didelphidae. The record is from RefSeq and is a predicted model, not a curated record.
AUCAAAAACCUCUUUUCUCCCCGCCCCUUUGCCUCUGGGUCAGUUAAAACACCAUGCUGGCCCAGUUCUGCCCCCUCCAUAAUGCCUCCACCCUAGACCCAGCGCCGGAGACUGGAAUAGCUCUGGGAAUGAUGUUUCCUUACAGAUGGUCCCGACCCAAAUCUGGAAGGUCCUUUUGAAGAGAUGGCCCUGGUGAAGGCCGGCUGGCUCUGGAGGCAGAGCACCAUCCUUCGAAGAUGGAAGCGGAACUGGUUUGUCCUGUGGAUGGAUGGCACCCUGGGCUACUACAAGGAUGACAGCCUCCAAGAGGAGGAAGAGCGAGUGCUGAUCAGAUACAAUUGCCGAGAGGUGAAGACUGGAGAGGAGUGCCCAGAGAUGCAGCUUCCUGAAGGCCAGACCCGGGAUGGACUCCUGAUAGUGUUCCUGAGGGAUGGCCCCCGCCUGACAUUGUGUGCUGAUUCCAAGGAUGAGGCUUUAGCAUGGAAGAUUACCAUUCUGGAAUACUCCACCCCGCGCCGGAGAAGGACACUGGGUUCUAUCCCUCGGUGGAGCUUCCAGGCUCAGCCUCGGGGCAGUUUCGUGGUCCGCACGUGGAACUCCAGGGUAGGGUGGCCCCUUAUUUGGGUAAGGAGACUGAUGGUGCGCAUCUAUGAUCCCUACGACGACUAUUACCAGAUUGUGCCACCCAAUGCCCAUGAUGCCACCUACAUCCGCACUGGGACUCCAUAUGGAGCUCCAGGAGUGACCCAUGUCAUCCUUCGUGACUCACCAUACUAUGGAAGAGAUACUGGGGGUGACAUAGCCAUGGGCAUGUUGGCUGGAGCUGCCACAGGUGCAGCAUUGGGUUCCCUCAUGUGGAUGCCCUGCUGGUUCUGAGACCACAUCCCCAGGAGCACCUUCUCCUUGAUGGUCCUGUCAUGACCUCCCUAGAAUCCUAAGGAUUGGGUUUUAUGGCCCCCUUCCCAUCAUUCCUUCAGCCUUAGCUCUGGCCAGCCUCUGGCUGUUUAUAGUCUGUCUAAUGCUCAUGCUCUUCUGUGCCCCCAUCUAGCAGAAUAGACUUAGGAUGCCUUGACCCUCAACUUGUCCCACUAUGACUAGCCUCCUCCCUAGCUUUGAAUAGAGGCCUGAGUGGUUCCUUCAUCUGUCCCCAUCACACACACGCGCGCGCGCACACACACACACACACACACACACACACACACACAAGGAUACACCCACAUAGACAGAUAUAUUUCUCCAGGGCAUAUAUAGAAAAGCCCCACUGGACAUCCUUCCAAAUCCAGCUAGAUUCACAAACCUGACCACCAGGAGCCAUAUUCCCAUCAUCCUCAGAGGUGCGGAGAAGUCCAGAUACUCACAAGCACAUACUUGUGGGCUCCUCCUCCCCAUUUCCCUUCUUCGCACACACGUGCCAGCUCCCCUUCUCUACACACAGACAUACCCUUCCCACCCUGGGAAUUGAACCAGAAACCUGCUUCUCUCCUGUACACUAAACACAAGUACAUUCUUGGCACAUAUACCCACCACACACAAAUACAGACGGCCGUCUCCCCACUCCCCUACAGACUGGCACACACAGUUCAAUGGAGGCAGAGAAUGGCCCACAGACACAUCUUCAUCCUACCACCUUGGGACUAGCUUCCUUCCCAUACAUAUAUGCAUUCUCCCACCCUCAGCCCUGCCCCUGCCAGCCAGGCCAAAGAAAAGAAUCUGAUUCUGACAGCCCUCAGGGUGGCCAGAAGAGAGAGGAACUCUCUCCAAAAGGAGGCCCCCUUCCCCCUGGGGCAUUUCCCCCCAAGGGGUGUCCCUGGUUGGCAGAUGAGCUCCAAAGGAAUGGCCAGGCCUGGAGGCUUAGUUUCAUUUGGCAAAGCAAGGAAUCUGGGAAGUAACUGAAGGAUGGCUAGCCUGUCCCAUAGGCUCUUAAGUACAGGGAGCCAGCACUGCAAAUAGGGAACUCCCCCUUUUCCUCCAGGGUGUGGGGAGGUGAAAGGAGCCUCUGGCUCCUUUGGAAGCUGGAGUACCUGCCUCUUAGUAACUAGAAUGGCUGCAUGGUCCUAGGUGCCUGGGGGUCAGGAAAGAUCUGCUUGAACCCUCUCAUCCCACCUAGGAAUGUUUAUUCAUAGACAAGUUAAAGGAAUCCAGGCUGUGGCAGAUUCCUGCCAGCAAGUACUUUGAGAGCCAUCCAGUAAAUGAGGGGUCAGUCAAUCAACUAGCAUCUAUUAAGCACCUACUAUGUGUCAGGCACAAUGCUAAGUGCUUGUUAGACUUCUGUUUGACCGGACCAAUGGGUGGAAGGAAGUCAGAGAGCCAGAAGAAGAUAAGGAAGACUUUGCUGACAGAGCUAUCCCAUAAGAGAUGAGGCUGCUUGGGAGGAAGUGAACUCGCUGUCAGUGGAGGUAUUCCAGGGUAGACUGGAUGACCUCAGAUUCAGGAGACUGAAAGAGAUUCCUGCCCUGGCAGGGAGGAUGGACUAGACACUCUCUAAAGGCCCUUAAGAGCUAUAGACAACAUGCUUCUGUGAAAAUGCCCUCCCUGUGGUGAGAGGGGAAGAACCCAGGCUUGAGGGUCCGCCCCUCAGCCCCCCCCCCCCCAGGUCUUCUCUUUUCUUGAGAUGAAGACAGACCCAUGGCACACAUCCUCGCCCCUCUCCCAAAUCACAACCGGGAGAGAGCUUGAGAUCUUCACACGAGUCAUUUUAUCCCCCCCCCCCCCAGGACACAGAAGUUGGUCUGAGGCUGGAGGUACCUUGCCAGAGCCCAGCCUAGCAAGCUUCUCCCAUAGGUGUCACCCACUCUGCAGAUUAGGGACUGUCCUUACUUAGAGUUGGCCCAGCACAAAAACUAGAAGGGGGAGAAAAUCCAGCCAGGCUUUAAAGGAAGUAGAGAGGGCCAGAUGCAAGUCUGUCCCAUCCAUCCUUCCUCUCUCUCUGCCUGUUCUUUGUACCUACAACCCCACCAUUAGAGUUUUGUUCCUCCGGUUAAUCACUGUCCUUACUAGGCUGCCCUUUAUGCGUAAAUGCCCUCCAAGAUGGGUUUCUUUUAGGCUUCAGGCUCUCAGAAGAAAAGAGUCAUAUCAGAUUUAGAGGCUGAGGUUUUCAGGAAGAGGAAGCAAAGGGCACUGAAUUCAAACCUCACUGACUUCACACUUUCACUAAUGGAAAAAAAGGUCAUGCAAAAAGUCAAAAGACCUUCAUUUCGAGUCCCAGGUUUGUCCUCAACUUCUUUUUUGACAGAACGAUUUCCUCCUCCUCCCUUAGCCUUAGUUUCCUCAUCUGUAACCCUAGAGGGUUGUGGGGGAAGGUUUUGAGUUCUAGGUCCAGAGUUCUAGGAGGCCUGGCCAUGUUUCCCCCAGCUGGUCAUUGUCCCCUCUCCCACUGGUAGCUCCCUGCCUGGGGCUCUGCAUAUCCAUUCUGGCUAAGUGGUGGCGGCUGCUGUCUAGACUCUCAUGUUCUGUCCUAUGUAGACUGGAGCCCAGAAAGCUCCAGGAUUCUAUUAAUAAACGCAGCUGUUAUACUGUU